AUGUUGACGUGCAUAGCGUGCACCAAGCCAGCGGCCGAGGAUGGACGAGGAGAAGAAGGAGGAGCUCGUGGAAGUGGCACCCCAAGUACAAAAGAAGCCGUCAAAAGCCUUACUUCACAGAUCAAGGAUAUGGCACUGAAAAUGUCUGGCGCUUAUAAGCAAUGCAAGCCCUUCCCAGGUCCCAGCAGCCACAGGAAAGGACAGCGAGCCUACCCUGACUUCGAUGCAGCUUCAGAAGGGGUUCCAUACCCCUAUUCUGGAGGUGGAAGCUCAAGCUCAACCCCUGCAUGGGAUUUUACUACUCCCAGUCAUCAUCGAGGCACUAGAGCUGACUCUAGAUUUUCUGCAUUGUAUGGUGGUGAUCGGACCCCUGGUGGAGCAGAGUCUAUCUCAGCACAGUCUUGUGAUGUGGUACUGGAGGAUGAGGUUGAGCCCAAGGAAUGGAUGGCACAGGUGGAGCCAGGUGUUCACAUUACUUUCGUGUCUCUCCCUGAUGGAGGAAAUGAUCUAAAGCGUAUUCGCUUCAGCCGAGAGAUGUUUAAUAAGUGGCAAGCUCAGCGAUGGUGGGGAGAGAACUACGACAGAAUCAUGGAGCUCUAUAAUGUCCAGAGAUUUAAUCGUCAAGCACUUCACACUCCCCCAAGGUCUGAGGAUGAGCGAAGAGACUCUUCCUACUCAAGGAUGGAAUCUGCAAGGGAAAGCCCUAUGGCUCCAUCAUUUACCCCAAGAAACUACUACAAACCUGCUGGAAGCAGAGGUUAUUUCCCAUCUGACAAUAUGGAUCACGGUGGCAACUAUCACUACCAUGCUGGUUCAAGUGGCUAUGGAAUGGGUGGACCAAAAGGUGAGGCAACUUCUAUAGAUGCAUCACGAACAACGACAUCAUCUAGAGAUGAGCCUUCUAUUUCAGUUAGCAAUGCCAGUGACCUGGAGGCAGAAUGGGUUGAGCAAGAUGAGCCAGGGGUUUACAUCACAAUCAGACAACUAGCCGAUGGCACUAGGGAGCUCAGGCGUGUCAGAUUCAGUCGUGAACAAUUCGGAGAAGUGCACGCAAAAUCCUGGUGGGAACAGAAUAGAGAAAGAAUACAAGCUCAAUACCUAUAA
Dovyalis caffra is the source of this 1104-nucleotide messenger RNA. The record is from the annotation of a GenBank genome assembly. NCBI's taxonomy places the organism in Eukaryota, Viridiplantae, Streptophyta, Magnoliopsida, Malpighiales, Salicaceae.